Rhagoletis zephyria (snowberry fruit fly) is the source of this 4065-nucleotide messenger RNA. Its product is annotated as neurobeachin-like. Gene Ontology annotation, cellular component: membrane; cytosol. NCBI's taxonomy places the organism in Eukaryota, Metazoa, Arthropoda, Insecta, Diptera, Tephritidae. Gene Ontology annotation, biological process: intracellular protein localization. The record is from RefSeq and is a predicted model, not a curated record. Gene Ontology annotation, molecular function: protein kinase binding.
CUUAAUAACUUCGUCAACUAUCAUUUAUCAAUAACAAAAACAACAAAUAUCACCACACUACAUCAACAUCAUUUGUUGCCUGCAGGCGCUCGCACAAUACAAGAUGGUGACUAUGAAAUUAUUGUAGUUGAUGAAAAUAAUCCAUCGGUAUUGGCGGAUAAUGAUUCACAUUCAAGUGGUCCACCCUCAAUUAAGAGCGUCGACUCGGAUGUCGGUUCGUUGAACAUGAUUUCAACGGAGAACGAAGUUCCUGAGGUGGAAUCAUCGAGUGAAAUUCUGGCCGAUGACAACAAGCCAACCAACUCGAAUGACGAAAGCUGGACAGAUGUCAAUUUGAAUGAGGAUGCGAGUGUAUUGUCAGGUGGCAUGUCGGCGGUGGAUGCGAAAAUGCGUAACAUCGACAGCCUGCAGCACCAAGCACACCAGCAACAACAGCAGCAGCAGCAACAACAGGCGCCGACAGGACAUGGCCAACCGCAGGGUGCUCAGCAAAUGCAAGCACAUCACGGCCAUCAGUUGGUGGGUGCGGGCGCUGGCAGCGAACGCGGCGACAAACCCGAUUCGGAAAUAUCGGUAGUACGUGUACCGGACAGUUAUGCAGCUACAUCCGGCGCAUCAGGCGCGGGCGUUGUCACGGCUGCCGGCGGCAAUGUGGGUCAGCGUGGCACACGCUCCGAUGAGCUACAAAUGAAACCACCACUCGUUGGCCAGCUGCCGAUGACAACGCCCUCGCGUGAGGCGAGCCUCACACAGAAACUAGAGGUGGCUUUGGGUCCGGUUUGUCCGUUGCUGCGCGAAAUAAUGGUUGACUUUGCGCCAUUCCUCUCAAAGACACUCGUUGGCUCGCAUGGUCAAGAGCUGCUUAUGGAGGGCAAAGGGCUGACGACUUUCAAAAACUCGCACUCCGUUGUCGAGUUGGUGAUGUUGCUGUGUUCGCAGGAAUGGCAGAAUAGCCUGCAGAAACAUGCCGGUCUCGCCUUCAUCGAGUUGAUUAAUGAGGGUCGGUUGUUGUCGCAUGCCAUGAAGGAUCACAUUGUGCGUGUCGCCAAUGAAGCUGAAUUCAUAUUGAAUCGUAUGCGUGCAGAUGAUGUUCUCAAGCAUGCUGAUUUCGAGUCGCAAUGUGCCCAAACACUGCUGGAGCGUCGCGAGGAGGAACGCAUGUGCGAUCAUCUAAUAACGGCAGCGCGAAGACGUGACAAUGUGAUUGCUAGUCGCCUCCUCGAAAAGGUACGCAAUAUUAUGUGCAAUAGGCAUGGGGCUUGGGGUGACGCCAGCGGCAGUGUGCAGAAACAAACUUAUUGGAAAUUGGACGCUUGGGAGGAUGAUGCGCGCCGACGCAAACGCAUGGUGCAAAAUCCGCGCGGCUCAUCGCAUCCACAAGCCACACUCAAGGCGGCCAUCGAGAAUGGCGCACCCGAGGAUGCUAUCCUGCAGACGCGUGAUGAAUUUCACACACAGAUUGCAGUAUCACGUGCGCAUCAGUCCGCUCAGCAUACGGCCGAUCUUUUGGAUGACGCCGAGCUGUUGAUCGAAGAUCGUGAGCUGGAUCUGGACUUGACGGGCCCAGUGAACAUCAGUACCAAGGCGAAACUGAUAGCGCCCGGCGUGGUCGCACCCGGUACAGUGUCCAUCACGAGCACUGAAAUGUUCUUUGAAGUUGAUGAAGAUCAUGCUGAGUUCCAGAAAAUCGAGCCAGAGGUGCUAAAGUACUGCGAUCACUUGCACGGCAAGUGGUACUUUUCCGAAGUGCGCGCCAUCUUCUCACGUCGCUACUUGCUGCAAAAUGUAGCUUUGGAGAUUUUCUUGGCCAGUCGCACCUCUAUUCUCUUCGCAUUCCCCGACCAACAUACUGUGAAAAAAGUGAUCAAGGCCUUGCCGCGCGUUGGCGUCGGCAUUAAAUAUGGUAUCCCCCAAACUCGCCGUGCUUCGAUGAUGUCUCCGCGCCAACUGAUGCGAAACUCCAACAUGACACAGAAGUGGCAACGACGCGAAAUUUCCAAUUUCGAGUACUUAAUGUUCCUUAAUACAAUAGCGGGACGCACCUACAAUGACCUCAACCAGUAUCCGGUUUUCCCAUGGGUACUUACCAACUACGACACAAAGGAGCUGGAUCUCAGUUUGCCUUCAAACUACCGCGAUCUGUCGAAGCCGAUAGGUGCAUUAAAUCCCUCACGACGCGCCUACUUCGAGGAACGCUACGAAAGCUGGGAAAGUGACACAAUACCGCCAUUCCAUUACGGCACACACUACUCAACGUCCAGCUUCACGCUCAAUUGGUUGGUGCGCGUUGAGCCAUUCACCACCAUGUUCUUGGCAUUGCAGGGCGGUAAGUUCGAUUAUCCUGACCGUCUUUUCUCUUCCAUUUCACUUUCAUGGAAGAACUGCCAACGCGACACAUCCGACGUCAAAGAGCUCAUACCCGAAUGGUACUUCCUGCCAGAAAUGUUCUACAACUCAUCUGGCUAUCGCCUGGGGCAUCGCGAAGACGGCACUCUCGUCAACGAUGUCGAACUGCCGCCCUGGUCUAAGAGUCCCGAAGAAUUUGUGCGCAUCAAUCGUAUGGCCUUGGAAUCAGAAUUCGUCUCCUGCCAGCUGCAUCAAUGGAUUGAUUUGAUUUUCGGCUAUAAGCAACGUGGGCCCGAAGCAAUACGCGCAACCAAUGUCUUCUACUAUCUGACCUAUGAAGGUAGUGUUGACUUGGAUGCGAUAAACGAUCCCGUCAUGCGUGAAGCAGUGGAAAAUCAAAUUCGAAACUUCGGCCAGACACCCAGUCAGCUGCUGAUGGAACCGCAUCCGCCACGCAGUUCGGCAAUGCACCUAUCGCCAAUGAUGUUCAGCGCCAUGCCCGAUGAUCUCUGCAUGUCGCUGAAAUUCUAUCAGAACUCGCCAAUUAUACACAUUUCAGCCAACACCUACCCACAACUGUCGCUGCCGUCGGUAGUGACUGUGACGGCUGGCCAUCAGUUCGCCGUGAAUCGCUGGAAUUGCAACUACACCGCAUCCGUCCAGAGUCCCAGCUAUGCAGAGUCGCCACAAUCACCUGGCUCCAAUCUGCCGUUGACCAUCGAUCCAGUUUUAUCUGCACAAAAUACAGGCCACAACAACCCAAUGAAUCGUCGUCAUUUAGGUGACAAUUUCAGUCAGAUGUUGAAAAUUCGCUCCAACUGUUUUGUGACAACUGUAGACAGCCGUUUUCUGAUUGCUUGCGGUUUUUGGGACAACAGUUUCCGUGUGUUCGCCACUGAAACUGCGAAAAUCGUGCAAAUAGUAUUCGGCCAUUUCGGUGUCGUCACCUGUUUGGCCCGCUCAGAGUGCAAUAUCACCUCCGAUUGUUAUAUCGCAUCGGGUUCGGCAGACUGCACAGUGCUGCUGUGGCACUGGAAUGCGCGCACCCAGAGCAUUGUCGGUGAGGGUGAUGUGCCAACGCCGCGCGCUACGCUGACGGGACAUGAACAAGCUGUGACUUCGGUUGUGAUUAGCGCUGAGCUGGGCUUAGUCGUCUCAGGAUCGACAAACGGUCCCGUUCUGAUUCAUACCACAUUUGGUGAUCUUCUACGUUCGCUCGAUCCGCCCAUGGAUUUCUAUUCGCCCGAGUUGAUAGCCAUGUCGCGCGAGGGUUUCAUUGUUGUCAAUUACGAUAAGGGCAAUGUGGCUGCGUAUACCAUCAAUGGCAAGAAGCUACGCCACGAAACGCACAAUGAUAACUUGCAGUGCAUGCUGCUAUCGCGUGAUGGUGAAUAUCUGAUGACUGCUGGUGACCGCGGCAUAGUGGAAGUUUGGCGCACUUUCAACUUGGCGCCUUUGUAUGCCUUCCCUGCAUGUAAUGCGGCCAUCCGUUCGUUGGCGUUGACACACGAUCAAAAAUACCUCCUUGCUGGACUAUCCACCGGCUCCAUCAUUGUAUUUCACAUUGAUUUCAAUCGCUGGCAUCACGAGUACCAGCAGCGAUACUAAACGCCGAGAGAAUACGAAAUGAUAAUUCUCAAAUGCUUUAAAAAACGAUGACGCAAAUUAACUUGGAUAGUAGAUUUGCAAACCUCAAACAAAGAAGCGUAGACAGCUACU